CCCCCUUCUGCACCCCUUUCUAUCCGUCCUCCUCCCCCCCUAUCUUACUCAUCUCGCCGCCACGCGCCCUGCCCUACAUCACCAAAAGCGCCAACAAAUCUCUUACGUGUUAGUUACUUCCUGUCCUCGGGUACCCUCACCUUCACAACAUGCGUUUCCUCUUCGUCAGCAAUCCAGCUACCGGCCAGGUCAAUCCUUUGCUAGCAAUUUCUUCCGAACUGCUCUCGAGAGGUCAUGAGGUCCACUUUUGCUCAGCAGACCGGCUCUCGCGAAGCUUUGGCAAGAUGGCGGUGAAGACCGGCCAUGGCGACCGCGGCUACUUCCACGGCGUCGGCAGCGGUCGAGAGUGCGAAGACUUGACCGACCUCGUGCAAUCCAAACCGGACCUCUUUCACAACAUCAUUCGUCACAAGCCCGGAGCGCUCACCACCUAUCUCAAUGCCGUCUGCAAGCUGGGCGACGAGUCUACAGCUUCAGAUGUCUACAAACGUGUCGUCUUCAGAGUCAGAGACGUCUGUAUAGAGACCAAGGCUGACAUGAUCAUAGUCGACAACUUCUCCCCGUUUGCUAUGGACGGCGUGCGCUUGUCAGGUUUGCCGUACAUUCAAACAUCCCCAGCCGCUGCAUGCGCUGCCGCCUCGUUUGUGAAUCUGUUCAAGCAGCCUGUUGGACUGAGCGGCGCAGACAGCGGUCACCGCAAAGCUGACGGUUCCCGGACAUGGGCACAAGCAAUCUUUCUAGUCUGGCGCAACUUCACUUUCGUCUUCAGCUUCGUGUGGUGGUGCAUGACUCACCCCUAUGCCAAGGAGAAGCGUCGUUUCCGAAAGGAUGAACUCGGCUUGCCUCCCGUCGACUUUUUGGCCGAUUCCUACAUGACGCCCGCCCCUCACCUCGUCCCCCACAUGCGUGCUGCCCUCUCAUUCAACGUCGCUGGUCUCGACUUGUACGAUCCCAAGGUUUUCCACGAAAAGGUCUUCUUCGUCGGCCCUUGCUUUGCUCCUGGUCACGGUCCAAAGGCGAUCGCGCAGCACUCCUCUCUGCAGCCCGAUGCCGUCAAAGAGUGGCUGGACGAAUCUGAAGAGGUCAUUUACGUGAACAUGGGCUCAAUUUUCUACUACCCUAGGGACGAGUACGACGCUCUGAUCGAUGCAUUGAAGGGUGUCAAGGCGGUCAGACCCAACAUGCGAGCGCUCAUCAAGAUUCCCGAUUUGCCAACAACCUUCCAACCCAUUCCUGGCGCCGAUGAGCUGCCAGGAUGGAUCAGACGAGAGACCUGGGUGCCAUCCGUUGAGACGGUGCUCGCCCACCCGAGCGUCAAGAUCGCCAUGCAUCACGGUGGAGGCAACAGCUUCAACGAGGCCGUCGCCUUCGGCAAGCCUCAACUGAUCGUCAGCAUGUGGGGCGAGACGCACGACAUCAUGGCGUACGCUGUCCACCAUGGUAUUGCCAUGGGAUCCAAAUUUGCGCCCAGACUCGUCGCUAGCGAUCUACAAGCCUCUAUGACCAAGUUACUGGAGGAGAACAUCGAGUUCGCUGACAGAGCUCUACGCUGGAGGCUUCGCUCGGAGCAAUCUGGAGGCACACCGAUCGCCGCGGACAUCAUCGAAGCUUAUGGCAGUAAAGAAAGGCGGAUCCAAGGCACGCAGGAUGGGGACAGCACAGACAUUGAAGCAGUCAACGCUUUGACGAUCGACAGCAACGAGAAGGGCUUGUUCACUCCCGCCCUCGACAAGGAGCCCCAAUCAUCUUCAGCAUCGUCAAUCGGCAGCCCCACGAUCGCCGAGCAGACGGUCACAUUCCCUUCUCCCACCGAUUUCCCUCCACGACCGCAGCUCCUGAUUCAAACCGCGGCCGCUGCGCCGGUGGUAGCAGCGACGGCCUGACGAGCCACUGCUGCCACCCUCCUCGUCCAAUCCGUCUUCCGUCUUCCGUCUCUCUCUUUUCCUCUUGCAGUACCUUCCAUGGCUGCGCUUUGACUGCCUGCUUGGAGCCUGCAAAAUAGAACCGUCACCUCAUACCCUCAUUUGCUGCUCCGUUUACAUAGACUAAGCCACCGCUAUUCUGCCCCCCCCGACAUUUCAGCUUGAAGGUCGCACCCAGUUGCUUCCUCGCGUUGUCGUCCCACAUCCUUUGCACGCGCACGCGCACACACACACACUCUCUCUAAGCGAGGUCGUUUGCGCCUCCGCACCGUUUAUUUGUAUUUCAUCCUGAUCUUUCUGUACCUGGGGCUCCUCGCCUGACUUUGCCUCGAGCUGGGCCCUUUCUGCU
Molecule: messenger RNA, 2271 nt
Organism: Ceraceosorus guamensis
Lineage: Eukaryota; Fungi; Basidiomycota; Exobasidiomycetes; Ceraceosorales; Ceraceosoraceae
Product: UDP-Glycosyltransferase/glycogen phosphorylase
Exons: 2
Coding region: 150-1883 (577 amino acids)
Molecular function (GO): UDP-glycosyltransferase activity
Source: RefSeq, a predicted model, not a curated record